AAACCAAGCUAGUUUGCAGUUCUGAUAAGGUCAAGUGAUUAAGCACAGUCAUUGACAGGUGAAUUGCUGAUCUCAGAACGGUAACAUUCAAUGGUUAUGUCCACUUCCUACAUAACCUGACUUUAUUAUACGAAGCACUAUAAGGACGCAGAAUGUUGACGGGAAGAUUACAAGGGUUAGUUCCCAGCUGUUUAUCCUGUCUCCGCCUGCAGCUCCGAGCUGUCUCCAUGGGAACCGGCUGUCGACAACAGGCAGCAUCCACACCUGGACAGAAAAAGAGGUUCACCCCACGCCGGGCGGUGCUGUAUGUGCCGGGGAAUGACCAGAGGAAGCUUGAGAAGAUACCAGGCCUUGACGUAGACUGUGCCGUCUUGGACUGUGAGGACGGGGUUGCUGCUAACAGAAAGGUUGAGGCUCGCGAGACAAUAGCUGGCAUGUUGGAUAGGCUAAAGUUUGGUCGUACCGAGUGUGUGGUGCGGGUGAAUGCGGUCAGCAGUGGACUGAUGGAGGAGGACCUGCGUGUCAUGUUUCAGGCCACCAACCUGCCCGAGACCGUCAUGGUGCCCAAGAUGAACAGCGUCCAGGAGCUUGCCACAGUAACGCACACAAUACAGACGAUGUUGAAGGACCGAGACAUACCACACAAGCUUUCCCUGGUGCUGUUUGUGGAGAGUGCCCUUGGUCUCCUCAACUUGCGAGAGGUGUGUCAACGCGCCACCGAGCUCUCCUUGCGAUCCUCCAUCUUUGAUGUUGACGGCCUUGUGUUUGGGUCAGACGACUAUUGUGCUGAUAUUGGUGCUAAGAGGUCUGUGGAUGGUUCCGAACUUCUUUAUGCGAGACAGAAACUAGUCACUACUGCAAAGGCCUUCCGACUACAGGCCAUAGACAUGGUGCAUAUUGACUAUAAAGACCUGGAUGGCCUGGGGAAGCAGUCUGUGCGGGGAGCAGACAUGGGUUUCACAGGGAAGCAGGUGAUACACCCGGGCCAGAUCCCUGUUGUGCAAGAGGCCUUCUCCCCGAGCCCUGACAGGGUGGAGUGGGCCACAAGCCUCAUAGAGGCAUUCCAGCAACACCAGGCAUCAGGACAGGGUGCCUUCACAUUUCGAGGUCACAUGAUCGACAUGCCACUACUUCUACAAGCCAAAAACAUUGUUCAGCUCGCCAAUGCUGUUAGUGAUACAUGAAUACGAUCUCAUGUGGGAGACACAAUGUGUUACGUUCGUAUUAAUUAUGUUCUUUAACUGUUAAAAAAUUUGUGGUUUUCAUUGCAUAUGGACUGUUCAAAUAUAUCAGUUUUUAGAACACAUGUGGACCUACUUGAGAAGACGGAAAUGGGUCCUUGAAAAGAAAUAAUUAUGCAGUAGUUUAAUUCAGUAUGAAUCCAGAAUCAAGCAAAUGUACAAGUAUGCUCCCAGGUUCACAAGAUGUUGAUGCAGAUGGGAUUAGUGCUGUUCCAUAAACACUUGGUUUCUUAGGCUCUAUAAAUGGUUUUCUCUUUUUCAAGUUUGUUCUAAUUUUACAGUUUCAAAUUUUACUUGGUUUGAUGGAAUAUAUUGUUUAUCAAUGUUGGUAUUGUUCUCAAUUUAAUACUCACAUAAUUUACAUACCGGGUAACUUUUUUGAGUUCACUUCAAUGAUGGCUUUUCAUGAAUUCGUAUCAUAGUAGUUUCUAAUAAUCUCAGGUUUAAAAUCCAAUAAAAGAUGUUUGAUGCUAUGUUGUAUUAUGUAUGUAUUAUUGCCAAAAUAAAGAAACAACAUUUUAUGUUGUUAUGUUUGUUUUGAAAAAGUUUUGAUAAAUGCUUUGUAAUAAAAAAAUAAACAUUAAUUGUCA
This is a messenger RNA of Mya arenaria, 1831 nucleotides long. RefSeq names its product citramalyl-CoA lyase, mitochondrial-like. Gene Ontology annotation, molecular function: (S)-citramalyl-CoA lyase activity. The record is from RefSeq and is a predicted model, not a curated record. The transcript has 8 exons. Lineage: Eukaryota; Metazoa; Mollusca; Bivalvia; Myida; Myidae. The coding region runs from base 153 to 1184 and encodes 343 amino acids. Gene Ontology annotation, biological process: regulation of cobalamin catabolic process.